This is a messenger RNA of Pogoniulus pusillus (Red-fronted tinkerbird), 2160 nucleotides long. It is a transcript of the gene SOCS4, whose product is annotated as suppressor of cytokine signaling 4. Gene Ontology annotation, molecular function: 1-phosphatidylinositol-3-kinase regulator activity. Lineage: Eukaryota; Metazoa; Chordata; Aves; Piciformes; Lybiidae. The coding region runs from base 408 to 1709 and encodes 433 amino acids. Gene Ontology annotation, cellular component: phosphatidylinositol 3-kinase complex. The record is from RefSeq and is a predicted model, not a curated record. The transcript is spliced from 2 exons. Gene Ontology annotation, biological process: negative regulation of epidermal growth factor-activated receptor activity; phosphatidylinositol phosphate biosynthetic process; positive regulation of proteasomal ubiquitin-dependent protein catabolic process.
CCCCGGCCGCCCGGGAGAGGGAGGAUGGCGCCGGCCGUGGCGGUGGCGGCGGUGGCAGCAGUGGCAGCAGGCGCGGCCGGGGCCGCCUCGCAGCGGUUGUGUUCGGGCGGCUGAGCGGAGCCAAGGCCAAGGCCGCCGCCGCCUCGCCCGGGCUGCCGCCGCCCUUGCCGGGACCCCGCGUACCGGUUGUGGCGGAGGUGCCGGCGACCUUCCGCCUUCUCCUCCUGUCACCCGCCGCGGGUCAGGCCGCCCUGUCCGGCUGAAGAAGCGACUUGGGCGGCGAGAGGCUUCCCGGGAGGGCGCGAUCACGUUUCCAGAAGGUGCCUCAGGGAAGCUUCCACAUGUAGAAGCACCCUCUGAGAAGCACAGGUGCCCUUUCUGGCAAGCCGUGAAGCAAAGCUGCCGGCAUGGCAGAAAACAAGGACAGCAGUGUGAAAAGCGCCGACGUGAGACCCAAAAGCAGCCGCAGCAGAAGUGCGGACAGGAAGGACGGGUACGUCUGGAGCGGCAAGAAGCUCUCCUGGUCCAAGAAGAGCGAGCAUGGUUCUGAUGGGGAAGCAGCAGGGAGACCAGGGGCUAACUUCAGGAGCCAAGAGAGGAAGUACAGCUGCUCCUCCAUCGAGCUGGACCUGGACCGUUCCUGCGGGCACAGGUUCUUGGGGCGGUCUCUGAAGCAGAAGCUGCAGGACGCGGUGGGGCAGUGCUUUCCGCUGAAGAACUGCAGCGGGCGGCACUCCUCGGCGCUGCCAGCCAAAAGGAAGAUCCACAUCAGCGAGCUGAUGCUGGACAAGUGUCCCUUCCCCCCGCGCUCCGAGCUGGCUUUCCGGUGGCACUUGAUCAAAAGGCACACGGCCCCCGUGAGUCCGAAAGCAGAAGACUGGAUAAUUGCCGAUUUAUCCCAGCAGGAGGAAAGGGAGGAUCAGCUGCGGGACGAGGAGAUUGCCGACGGGGGAAUGGGCUCUCCCUCCCCGUCCUGCGACUUCACCGACAGCGGCUCCUCUAGGCGCGAUUCGAGCUCGGAGCUGGCGGCAGGCAAGGCGGGGAGGAGCAGCAGAGACGAGAGCGACAUGGACUCGGACGACGAAGUGAUAACGCUGUGCACCAGCUCCAGGAAAAGAAACAAGCCCAAAUGGGAAACUGACGACGAGCUGCUACGCAUGGAAACGCCUCCCAAGUACCACACCCAGAUCGACUACGUGCACUGCCUGGUCCCAGACCUCCUCCAGAUUAACAACAACCCCUGCUACUGGGGAGUCAUGGAUAAGUACGCAGCCGAGGCGCUGCUGGAGGGGAAGCCGGAGGGAACGUUUCUGCUGCGGGACUCUGCCCAGGAGGACUACCUGUUUUCGGUCAGCUUCAGGCGCUACAGCCGCUCCCUCCACGCCCGCAUAGAGCAGUGGAACCACAACUUCAGCUUCGACGCCCACGACCCUUGCGUCUUCCAUUCCCCGGACAUCACGGGACUCCUGGAGCACUACAAAGACCCCAGCUCCUGUAUGUUCUUUGAGCCGCUUUUAUCCACCCCGCUAAACAGGACCUUCCCUUUUUCUCUCCAGCACAUAUGCAGAACAGUUAUUUGCAACUGCACCACCUACGACGGCAUCGACGCCCUUCCCGUGCCGCCCUCCGUGAAGCUCUACCUGAAGGAGUAUCACUAUAAGUCCAAAGUGAGAGUACUCAGGAUUGAUGUACCAGAGCAGCAACGCUAAAAAAAACAGCCUAUUUUUAGGAGAUUAUCUCUAAACCAAGGUUCUCUUCAGUCUUUCUUCCUUCUAGGAUUUAAUACUUUUUUAAGUAGCUGUUUGAUUUCUUUUUGUUCUUCCUCCUUCUGCAGAUUAUUUACUGCCCAAGCUAGCCUCUCUUCAAGGCUUUUUUAAUCCAAGUGUGCUUUGAGUCUUCCCAGACUUCUCUUUUCUUUAAGUACUGUUGUUCAUUGUGGGCUUUUGGUACUGUUCUCAGGCUAGAAUGUGAUGGAGUUUCAGGUAGGCUUUCUGCUAUCUCCCUAGGUGGAUAGUCUGUAGGUCUAAAAAUCAGUCUGGGACUUGGUCUGUCUUUUAUGUUGUAUUUCCAUCUGUUGCUGACUUGUUUGCAGUAAUGCCCUGUUAACUGAAGGUUGACUCCUCUGUAUUUUCUGCAUUUCUCUUAAAAUGAGUGCUCUAG